UCAAAGUUGCUCUUAAGACUUUGACAUGCUGUCAUACAAAACGCACAGAAGGGCCAAGCACUCAUAGGGGUAAGAGGAUAAGAUCAACUCUCUGAAAACCCUUUAGACCAGAACAUGGUUGAGGGGAUUCACCCCCGACCCAACAUGAUGACGGAGGUCAGGACCACACGAGGAGAGGGAGAGGAGAGGAUAGUGGACAUCUUGGUUUGUCCUGAGAGCCUCAGAGAUCAACAGCAGGACUCUGUGGGGACAGAGGAGUCCUCCAAGUCUCUGGGAACAGGAAGAAGUCAGCGGCCGGACGCUGUGAGCCCUCCUUGGUGUCCUAUCAGGGCUGUGGUGGUGCUUCUGGGCCUGCUGUCUGUUGUCCUGCUGGCUAGACUGAUUGGGUUGGCAGUGCAACACAAGAAGACUGACUACCAACACGUGGCUAUCCUGGAAUAAGAGCAGGGAGUUCUGUGUUUCCCACGGAGCAGAUCUGGUGGUGGUGGACAGUAAAGAGGAGA
Messenger RNA from Gadus chalcogrammus (walleye pollock), 503 nucleotides. RefSeq lists its product as uncharacterized. NCBI's taxonomy places the organism in Eukaryota, Metazoa, Chordata, Actinopteri, Gadiformes, Gadidae. The coding region runs from base 115 to 441 and encodes 108 amino acids. The record is from RefSeq and is a predicted model, not a curated record. The transcript has 2 exons.